Molecule: messenger RNA, 1787 nt
Organism: Ictalurus furcatus (blue catfish)
Lineage: Eukaryota; Metazoa; Chordata; Actinopteri; Siluriformes; Ictaluridae
Gene: mrpl58
Product: mitochondrial ribosomal protein L58
Exons: 6
Coding region: 963-1559 (198 amino acids)
Biological process (GO): mitochondrial translational termination
Cellular component (GO): mitochondrial large ribosomal subunit
Molecular function (GO): translation release factor activity
Source: RefSeq, a predicted model, not a curated record
UUGGUGCUUAAUUAUUAUAUUUAUAAAGGCAAAACGAGGCUCAAGCAUUAACUGGUUCCAUGGUGUAAUGGUUAGCACUCUGGACUCUGAAUCCAGCGAUCCGAGUUCAAAUCUCGGUGGAACCUACCUUUAUUAUAAUCCAGGUUGUUAUUAUGAAAUGAGUGUUUUAAACUGGAUGCACACUGUGAGAUUUUUAAUAGUCCGACUGUUGCGACUGUUGCUUGUGAGACUGUACGAAGUUGAACCCCUCUGUAAGCCAUGUCACACUGUAGGAUCUCAACUGGCAUUAAUGUCAAACUGUACGACAGUCAAGACGUGAAAAACAGACACACGCAAGAAGACUAGUAUGGAGUAGGAGAAGCCACACUACAGGACUGUGCCUCAAAUCUUCUGACACUGACAGCAUUUUAAAAGGGAAGAAAAUGUGAUGGCAACGGCCAUUAAUCAGCUGUCGGGGUACGCGUCAAACUAGCGAUCAAAGAAUACAAAGAGAUUUGGCCUAGGAUUGUAGGAAUCUUUUAGGAUUCUCAAAAUGUAUCUCAGACGACCAAAUCGUGGCCAAAAUCGUACAGUGUGGAGCCGGCUUUACUAUGUAUGUAUUUGAGACAUUACAAUGUUUUCAUAAGAUCUCUUAUGUACAUUUUUAUUUAGCGAACUAUAACGUGUAUACAUGGAGACUCGUAUAGCAGCUCGCUUGUGCUUAACAGGUUCCAUGGUGUAAUGGUUAGCACUCUGGACUCUGAAUCCAGCGAUCCGAGUUCAAAUCUCGGUGGAACCUUCGUUAUAAAUUUAAUUCAACAAUUUAACAAAAAGGUUACAUGCAAGCACAUCAUCAUUUUCUUACCAUGAACUCAUUAGAGGCAAUGCAAAGUUUUCAUUAGACCUCUUACGUCCAUUUUCAUUUAGCAAAAUAUACACACGUACAUUACCCGGAAGUAGUACGUACCUUCCUUUAAAUCAAUAUGGCGGCUCCCGUAACAGCAUGUUGUUUAUGUUUCUCGCGAUCUGUACAGUUUGUAAACAGGACUGAACGGUCACGACAAAUAUUAUCUAAAUUAUAUUGCGAUACAUUUUUAAUUCGCCAUUUAGGCAGUGGCCAGAAGCUUCUGGCCAAGCACUCGGAUAAUUCACAGGGUGAUCAGCCUGCUGACAUCCCAGUUGAUAAACUUAAAAUAACUUACAGUCGGAGCAGCGGACCAGGAGGUCAACACGUAAACAAAGUCAAUACAAAAGCAGAGGUUCGGUUUCAUGUCCAGACUGCAGAAUGGAUUCCAGAGGAGGUGAAAACUGAGAUCCUCUUAAAGAAUAAAACUCGGAUCAAUAAAGCUGGUGAGUUAAUAGUAACUUCAGAGGUUAGCAGAAGCCAACAGAGGAACUUGGAUGACUGUGUACAGAAGAUCUCUGAGAUCAUUACUGAAGCCAGUCAGCAACCACCAGAGCCAUCAGCAGAGGAUCUCACCCUGAGGGCUAAAAGGUUAGAGAAAAGAAAUUUAGCAAGGCUCAAACAGAAAAAGAUCCAUUCCUCAACGAAGCAAGCACGACAGGUUAAUUUUGACUGAGUUGCAGCUGUGAAUAUUUUUUUUAUCUUUUGAAUAUAUUGUAUAUAUUAUACCUUGUUUUUUGAAAAUUAUGAAUAUCUUGUGUCUGUUAUUUGAAUGAACUGAUGGAAGAAUUUUCUCCUGUUCCUACAUGUAUGUGAACCCCAAAGUGAUAUGUAUUUUUGCAAAGUAUUACUGUGCAUUAUGUAACUGUUUGGGUUAUAGUAAAUAAAUUGAAUUGUGAAAAUU